AUGGAGACGACUCUGACUCUCCCAAUACCGAUAUCAUCCCCUUCUCCAUCUCCCUUGCAACCACCACCGCCGCCCACCAACCUCCGCCAUCCCCACCGCCGGCGGCGGAAUGUCCCUAGACCAGUUAAUUUUCCCAUGCCCGUAAUCGAUCUCGCCCUCCGACGCAGCUCCGCAAAAGCUCCAUUUGAACUCAGAUUCAAAAUUCCCCAAUUUCCAAUCAACAAUCACAUAAGAAGCUUGAUUCCCCCCAAUAGUAUGGCCGAUCUGGUACCAAAUAACACGAAAUCGCAAACGACGGCGGCGGCGGCGGCGGCGAACGUCGGCGAGAGCAGAGUUGAAGAGAAGACGGGAUCGGAAAAGCCGGCGGCAACACCCGUUCCGCCGCCGCCGGAGAAGCCGCUGCCGGGGGAUUGCUGCGGCAGCGGAUGCGUGAGGUGCGUUUGGGACGUGUACUACGAGGAACUCGAGGAAUACAACAAGCUCUACAAGGCAAAUUAA
Messenger RNA from Striga hermonthica, 498 nucleotides. The record is from the annotation of a GenBank genome assembly. Lineage: Eukaryota; Viridiplantae; Streptophyta; Magnoliopsida; Lamiales; Orobanchaceae.